Mercenaria mercenaria is the source of this 1219-nucleotide messenger RNA. Its product is annotated as perlucin-like protein. The transcript is spliced from 6 exons. Gene Ontology annotation, molecular function: carbohydrate binding. The coding region runs from base 104 to 571 and encodes 155 amino acids. Lineage: Eukaryota; Metazoa; Mollusca; Bivalvia; Venerida; Veneridae. Gene Ontology annotation, biological process: biological process involved in interspecies interaction between organisms. Gene Ontology annotation, cellular component: external side of plasma membrane. The record is from RefSeq and is a predicted model, not a curated record.
AUCUACAUUGUAACAAUUGUGAAUUAUUAACUUGUUUCUAGUGCCUUAUCUAUCUGUAAAUUCGUACUUAAUCAGAUUUUAUUGCUGUCUAUUCAGUGUCAUAAUGAAAUACAUAUUUCUUGUGCUCAGUCUGACAGGUUUUACGUUAGGUACGUUUACUUCCUGUUCUGACGGGUGGCUCGCAUACGAGGGUUCCUGUUAUUUCUUCGGACAUGACGAAGUGCAUUUUACUGAGGCAGAGCACUAUUGUCGCCAACGUAACGGACACCUGAUUCACGUCAACAGCAAAGCCGAAAAUGACUUCAUUAAAGAUAGACUCACAGACCUCAAUCAUCAUUAUUGGUGGAUGGGGUUAACAGACGAAGUUACAGAGGGAAAAUGGCAAUGGUUUGGCACUGAUGAGCCUGCUACAUUUACAGAUUGGUAUCCAGGCCAGCCAAACCUUGCUGUUGAAGAUUGUGCAAUAUUUUAUGACGCCUAUGGCUACCAAUGGGGAGAUAUACCCUGUACAAGGACAUGCAUUGCUAUAUGUGAAGCCAGUGGAAGUGAAAAUAGCGAAAUAAUUGGUUAAUUGAACCUGAAUUGAUUUUAUGUAAAUGAUAUGUAUUAAACUUAUAUCAUUUAUAAUGUUGUUGUUAUGUACUUUAUGUACAGAGGACAGUCAGUCCGAUCAAAAAAUAUUAUAUUCUGCCUUUGCAAUGGGAUGAGGUUUUAAAAACAGUUUGAAGCAUUUCUAAUUAUUUGACGUAUUUAUAGAUUUCAUGUCACAUUUUACAUGUCCUGUGACAGUAGCAACCAAAGCAUUAAAUAUAAUCAAAACAACAUCACAAAAACCGUUACAUUCCAUUAUCAAAGCGGUCCAUUUCAAUCAGUUCUAAUUGAUACUGAAAAUAAAUUCAGAACUCAGAGAUGUGUUGGUUAGAUCGUUUGAACUGUUGAUAUUUCUCAUGGGAAUAAAGCAUCAUUUGACCAUUUGUCCGAACGCGCGUAUAUGAAAAUUGAAAACGCGCGUAUAACGUCUGCCGUGUUGUAAUUUACCCUACUAUUAUGAAUAUUAGAUUUGAUAAAGUUCUGUUACAUCGACGCUAUGCCUACGAAUGUCAUAAAAGGAAGAAUGAGAGAAUCUUAUUAGUUUGCGCGAAUUUUUAGCUCACCCGAGAAUCACCAAGUGUCCCUCGUCAGUCAACGUGUGUCGCAAUCUGACUUAAGUACUUGAUCU